Molecule: messenger RNA, 1105 nt
Organism: Xyrauchen texanus (razorback sucker)
Lineage: Eukaryota; Metazoa; Chordata; Actinopteri; Cypriniformes; Catostomidae
Product: L-threonyl-[L-threonyl-carrier protein] 4-chlorinase-like
Exons: 6
Coding region: 26-880 (284 amino acids)
Source: RefSeq, a predicted model, not a curated record
AAGAUUUCUUGCAUUUCGUCCAGACAUGGACGUGGCACACAUUCAGGCUCUGUAUGAGCAGCAGGGGUACCUAUCAGCUCUUCCUAUCCUGAGUCCUGAAGAGCUACAACAGGCCCGAGAUGCCUUUGCUGAGCUGGAGAAAAAACACGGUGAAGAAUACACCUCUUACAGUCUUCAUAAUGUCCAUAUGGAGUUUGAUUGGGUGAUGGGCCUCGCCAAACACCCAAGGCUUCUAGAGGUGGUCACAGCAGUUUUGGGACCUGAUGUCAUCAUGCUCGACUCCAGAUUCAUUUGCAAAUAUCCAGUGCGUAACAGACCUGCCAAAAAGCAAGAGAACGGUGGAAUAAUCCUUUCCAGCCAAUUGAGCAAUACCUGCGAGAAGGAAAAGAAGGCAAACAACAAUGAGAAGACAGAUGGCAUGUCAUUUGUGGCCUGGCAUCAGGACAUGAAGUACUGGGGUUUUGAUGGAGGUCCAGUUCUGUCUGUCUGGCUUGCUCUGGAUGACUCACUUGAGGACAAUGGAGCACUGCAGGUUAUUCCAGGAAGUCACCACUCUGGCCUCCAGCCCCAUUACCAAUCAAAACGAGUCAGCAACAUGCUGAGUGUCAAUCAAGAAAUCCCAGAGGAGCUGGUGCAGACUGAGAAUGCAAUCUUAUGCCCCCUUCAAGCUGGUCAGAUUUCUAUCCAUGAUGGACUUCUGGUUCAUGCCAGUGAUCCCAACUUGUCUGAUCGAAGGCGCUGUGGCUAUGUGAUCCGCUACGUCCCCACAUGUACUUAUCCAAUCCAGGAUCCGGAGCGACCCAGAACGUUCCCUGCCACAGUGCUGGUCAGCGGCUUUGACAAAUACAACCAUUUCUCCAUUGAAACCUGCAAACUGUAACUGACUUAUAUUACGCUCUGUAUUUAAGAUAUUACAUUUACAUUUUCAUUUAUGCAUUUGGCAGACGCUUUUAUCCAAAGUGACUUACAGAGCACUUAUUACAGGGACAAUCCCCCCGGAGCAACCUGGAGUUAAGUGCCUUGCUCAAGGACACAAUGGUGGUGGCUGUGGGGUUUAAACUUAAUGAUUUUAAGUAUGAGCCUUGAGCUGAAUUCACAUUCUAAA